Molecule: messenger RNA, 3069 nt
Organism: Symbiodinium sp. CCMP2456
Lineage: Eukaryota; Dinophyceae; Suessiales; Symbiodiniaceae
Source: the annotation of a GenBank genome assembly
AUGAAGAGCAUUGUGCCCGUCGUCGCAUUGAUAGCUGUGUGGAGCCCUUCCCUGGGGGCCGCCGACGAUUUCGGUGCAGCUUGGGGCUCGCCACACUCGUUCCGCGCAGAGGUGGAAGCAGCUCUUGAGCAGUUGGGCAGGAUACUGGACGAGGAGAGGCACCCGCAGUACCCCGCGGACGUCGCGCACGUAUACGAGGACAAGUACCUGCUGUCCGAGUUGGCAACAAAAGCCGCCACGGCCGGGCUGGUCCAGCUCUUCAGCACUCUCCUUGACGACACCUGGCCGGGCUUCUCUGGCCAGGCGCUUCCGAAGUGGGCCACAGGAGCGCCGUUGCUUGUCUUCUCCUCCUGUCAGUUCUGCGAGCUCAAACAGACGGUGGACAAGGAGAUUCAGGUCGGUUCGGCCAAAAUCGAGGAGACGGAAGGGAUCCUGGGCUCUUGGAAGACGAAAGUGAAGACCAAGACCGAGGUGCGGCAUGUUGUUGUCUUCCUCGCCAAGACCAGUGCAGGAGCAUCUCUGGAACUGGACAGCGACAUGGCGCCUUUACGUGACGACCGCAGGGUCAAAUCAGAGCUCCUUGGCCUGGCAACGGAGAGGCUUUCCUCUGCUGAGUGGCUCUGGAGGAAGCCUUUCAGCGAGGCUCGAGCUCGACAUGACUUGGUUGGCUCGCAGGCGAAGUUUGAGCCGCUACGAGCUGGGGCAGUUGACUUCACCGUCAACCGCACUGCACCUGACUGCCGCACUCCAGCACGGAACAAGGACAUGCAGGCAGCUUUGAGCUUCUUCAACAAAGUGCACGUCCUGGGAGAUUCAGCUGCGAACAUCUUGAUCGGCCAGCUAGGCACUCUUCUGGGUGGAGAUACGCCCGGCGUGGCCAAGCCAGGCAAAAUGUUCCAGCCCGUGCUGGCCAUGUUCGCGCUGGACGGCUCCACUACAGCAGACAUGGAUGUGGUCCUGAGCGCACACCGACGUGGCCUGUUGGCUCAUCGCGAGAGCCAGAACCAGCUCUUGGGGAGGAUCGCAGAUACCAAUGGCGUUGACUUGAAGCCCUCGUUGAUUAGCCUUCUCAUCGUUGUACAGGAUGCCCGGGUGCAAGACAGCGCAGUGGACUUCAGCUGCAAAGACUUUGCAAAGAGAGCCGGCGAUGCAGCCGAGGAGAUGGCCAGUCUGGCUCGACAGAUGACCUCCGCUGUCAGAGAACUGGAACGUAGCCUCUUCCCGCAAGAAGACGUUGCAAGGAACGUGUCUGCGAUCUUGGAUUACACAUCAUGCUGCACUGUGUUGGGCGGUGAAAAAGAUUUAGUAUGGAAAACUCGCAACAUCGAAUCACAGAAGUUUCAUUUGGUACUCGAGUCCGGCAUGCUGCAGGAGCAGCUCACUGCUGCCAUAGGGAAGACGCUGCAGCCCGUCGACUUCGGCGAGUACAUGGAAUUCCACACGGGCGAGCUCUUGCGUCCAGCAUACAAGCCGAGUCCUUUCGUGUUUGCUGUGCGACGAGCACAGCAUCAUCCGGAAGGAACCGUGAGCAUCGAGGUGUCCCAUGAGAAUUCUCACCAGGCUAUUUCCACCUUCGGCUUGCACCGUGAAGCUGCCCCAUUCAUGCGAAUGCAAUUGAGUUCUGCAGCGACGAUCUCGUUCACAGGCGAGCACUUUGUGCAUGCUGCAGUCUUCCACCAGUUUGCCAGGCAGAAGGAGCAGGACCUGAGACUCGUUGCGAGGGCACGGCAGCUGAGCUGCUUCGUUUUGGUCGUUGGGAAGAUCAUCUCUUCGGACACGUUCAAGCCUGCAGCAGCGCUCAUCAUCCAGAACAAAGACGAAUUGGUCAUACCGCUGCUUCUGGAAACCGUACCGUCGCCAAAGGAAUUCCUUGACUCGAUCCAGUCCCUUUCGCCGGAGCAACAGCGCUUCGCCAAAGCCUUCCGCAAGAUGCAGCUCUCGAGCUCGCUCUUCGCUGUGGCCAUCGUUCAGAUCAAGCCGGCUUUGGAGAUACAGCUUACUCAAGAUCUCAUUGAGCUCUUCGUGCGGUACCAGGUGGCUCCAGAUCUGAUGUCCUACGAGCCUUGGUCCUCCGGGGUGGCAGAAAAGGCCGCGCGAGUCACUGCGGCAGACAAGCUUGCAGCGGUCAAAAGUCACGUGAAGUCCCUGUGGGAGACCAUUGCUGCGUCAAAGCAGAAGCAGCUGCAAGAGAAGCAGGAGGAGGUGAAGAUGCGAAACAUGCAGUCUUGCGGCGCCGAAGAUUGCAGGAGUACAGGCUCGGAGAGUACGCUGGAGUUUGGGAUAGGACGCCAUGCUCAUUUGCUGCAUGCCAAGACCGAUUUGAGUUGGGAGAUUUCGACCCGCCCAGUCCACAUGAUGAUCACUGCCGGGAAAUCAUUCUCUACGACACAAGCGAAGAUUCAGGAGCAGGUUCUCUACAUGUCUCGGUCGGCCACGCCGGAGGCAGAGUCUCCCCAGGUGCUCAGUGCGAGUGCUAGGAUGAAGGCUGCAGACGCGCCGUCUUCGGAGCAGCCUCCAUUACAGGACGCCCCUUCGCCCUCACCUCCUCCGCCACCACAAGCCCGAGAAGCUGCAGAGGCUGCAGAUUCGGGAGCUUUCGACUACACGCAGCUGCCGCACCAGCUGGAUGCAAAUUACCUGAAGUUCGAUUCUGAUGCCGUAUUGCGUCCGACGAAGAUCGACCUAGCGACUGUGUGGACGAAGCAGGAGCAGCCAGGCCUGCUCGGAGAUUCGCGGAGCCGACAGCUGAGAGAAGCAGACCAGCGGGCAGAGACCAACAAGGCCUUUGAUCUUCUCGAUGCACUCAGCCGCUCCGGCGCCGAGGCGUUGGAGUCUUCCUUGCACAUCGUUGUUGCCGCAACACACUGCUUCGAUGAGACCAUCCUCAAUACCUUGGUGCAGCAGAACAGAAACCCCAUCGAAAAGAUGGAGCGCUCAAUGCUAAUCAUGGCGUCUACUCUCCAUCGCAAACCGCUGGACCAACUCAUACAUCCAGGAGAGGUGGAUCGUGUGCGUGCGUUGAUGCCCACCGUCUUUGCGGGGUUCGCUGAGUCGAAGAAGCUGGCUUAG